AUGGCUGCUACUGCAUACUCUCUCUGGUUGUUGCCAGAUGUUGAAAAGCAGGGGAGGCUGGAUGACUUGGUGGGUCGUGUGGCCAAGGAGUUCAACUCCUCAUGCUUUGACUUUCACGUGACCUUGCUGGGCGGGAUCAAGUCUGACAACCUCCCUGAUCUGAAGGCCAGUCUUGUGAGGCUGGCUGGCUCGCUGCAACCCUUCGACAUAUCCUUCGGUACCAACAGCAUCGCAGUUUAUGACACCUGGAAUCAGAACCUUCUGUUGUUGGCAGAAGACUCACCGGCACUGAACACCGCCAAUUUGGCAGCCCACCGCACUUUUACAGAUGCGGCUGCUCAGGAAGCCGCCUUCGCAGCUCCCAGCAUGAGGCCUCAUGGAUCUCUGCUGUAUGGGCCGCACAGCAUGGAGGAGCGCCGACAAGCGGAAGAAUGGGUGCGGAAAGAGGGUUGUUGUUCAACAGCAUUUUGGAUUUUGAUGCAUACCUGA
This is a messenger RNA of Symbiodinium pilosum, 489 nucleotides long. Lineage: Eukaryota; Dinophyceae; Suessiales; Symbiodiniaceae. The record is from the annotation of a GenBank genome assembly.